AUGAAUGAGAGCAACGAUUACGUCAGAGUUGGAUAUCUGACGUUUUGGGGUGUGCGAAAGAACAAGUAUAGUGCUGCUGUAUAUCUGGAAAUAACGGAUGUUCUUCCUCUCACCGAAGUGGCUGGCAGCAAAAACGACUCUGUAAUUCAGUUCUCCUGGUUUGGAGGGGACAAUUUCUUAUAUCUGCCUACAAAAAACGUGGAGAUUGUGGAUGAGAAGAGAGCUGAACUUCUUUUUGGAGACCUCAAUGUAUUUAGUAGCAUGAAAAAAGAGUAA
Messenger RNA from Strongylus vulgaris, 276 nucleotides. Lineage: Eukaryota; Metazoa; Nematoda; Chromadorea; Rhabditida; Strongylidae. The record is from the annotation of a GenBank genome assembly.